AUGGCCGGCGAUUCCUUCGAGCCGGUGGUUGUGAUCGACGGCAAGGGACACCUCCUCGGUAGACUCGCCAGCAUCGUUGCGAAGCAGUUGCUCAACGGCCAGAAGAUCGUCGUUGUGCGCUGCGAGGCUCUCAACAUCUCCGGCGAGUUCUUCAGGGCGAAACUCAAGUACCAGGCCUUCAUGCGCAAGCAGACCCGUUACAAUGCCUGGCGCGGCGGUCCAUGGCACUACCGCUCCCCCUCCAAGAUGUUCUGGCGCACCGUCCGCGGCAUGAUCCCCCACAAGACUCCUCGCGGCGCCGCAGCUAUGGAGCGCCUCAAGACAUUCGAGGGUGUGCCACCGCCAUACGAUCACAAGAAGAGGAUGGUGGUGCCGCAGGCGCUGAGGGUGUUGCGGUUGAAGCCGGGCAGGAAGUACUGCACGGUGGGCAGGCUGGGACACGAGUUCGGCUGGAAGUACCGGGAUGUGGUUGCUAGGCUCGAGGAGAGGAGAAAGGUCAAGGGCCAGGCGUACUACGAGCGCAAGAAGGCGAUGCGCAAGAUGCUCGCCGACUCGAAGAAGAGUGCGAACAUCGACGACAAGACCAAGCAGCAGCUGGAGCAGUACGGUUACUAG
Messenger RNA from Saxophila tyrrhenica, 615 nucleotides. RefSeq names its product 60S ribosomal protein L16A (gene RPL16A). The record is from RefSeq and is a predicted model, not a curated record. Gene Ontology annotation, molecular function: mRNA binding; structural constituent of ribosome. Gene Ontology annotation, biological process: translation; negative regulation of translation. NCBI's taxonomy places the organism in Eukaryota, Fungi, Ascomycota, Dothideomycetes, Mycosphaerellales, Extremaceae. Gene Ontology annotation, cellular component: ribosome; cytosolic large ribosomal subunit. The transcript is spliced from 4 exons. The coding region runs from base 1 to 615 and encodes 204 amino acids.